CGGUAUUUUCUAGCCGUCAAGCCGUGGUCACACUGAUAAGGAAAACUCGAAAAUUCGUGAAAAUUCUGCGUACGGAAAGAGGAAAAACUCAAGCGACUGCAAGUUAAAAAACAAGCCAGGAAAAUGUCUUUAUUCGGAGCGCUGAUGGGAGACUUUGACGACGAUCUCGGACUGAUGAACAACCACAUGAACCACACAAUGAACGCAAUGAACUUGCAAAUGCGCUCGAUGAACCGCCUGAUGAACAGCUUCAUGCCGGAUCCCUUCAUGCAGGUCUCGCCGUUUGACCCCGGAUUCCAGCAGGGCGCCUUGAUGGAGCGUCCCCAGAUGCCGGCCAUGCCCGCCAUGGGACUCUUUGGCAUGCCCAUGAUGCCCAACUUCAAUCGCUUGCUGAAUGCCGAUAUUGGUGCCAGUUCGGGCGCCUCCUUUUGCCAGAGCACUGUGAUGACCAUGUCCUCGGGUCCCGAUGGCCGCCCCCAGAUCUACCAGGCCAGCACCAGCACCAAAACAGGCCCAGGAGGCGUUCGCGAGACCCGCAAGACGGUGCAGGAUUCUCGCACCGGCCUGAAGAAGAUGGCCAUUGGGCACCACAUUGGCGAGCGGGCCCACAUCAUUGAGAAGGAGCAGGACAUGCGCUCCGGCCAGCUGGAGGAGCGUCAGGAGUUCAUCAAUCUGGAGGAGGAGGAGGCCGAGCAGUUCGACCGCGAGUUCACCUCGCGCGCCUCUCGAGGAACGGUUCAGCCAGGACAUCGCGGUGGUGGAAUGCAGGCCAUCAUGCCCGCCCGUCCGCCAGCGGCCCACACCUCCACGCUGACCAUCGAGCCGGUGGAGGAUGACGACGAGGACGAUGACUGUGUGAUCCAGGAGCAGCAGCCGCCGGUUCGCUCCGCCGCGGGCCGCCAUUAUUCCACUGCGCCAACGGCACCGCUGAACAGUGGCACGACAGCAGCAGCAGCAGCAACAUCUUCGCCAGCUAUCUACGAUCUAAGCAGCGGAAACAACAAUAACUACGUGAGCUCCCGUCGUUCGUACCUGCGAAAUGGGCAUGGUCAUGGCCUGGCCACGCCCCGCCGCCCCCUGCGGACGCCCCCAUCCUCGCCACUGGCCACCGUGUCCACUUCUCCAAGCAUACACCCACAUCCCUAUGCCGCCCAUUCGAGGCGCCAGCAGCAGCGCGUCAUGAAGCAUCAGCACACGGAGGACCAGGAGGCGACCACCAGCUCCUCCAAGGCGAGCAAACGCGGCAAGAAGCAUUAGUAGAUCAGCUGCAGGCUUCAUGCCCACAUCUUCCAAACCGCACACUCAAAAACACACUGGGAAGCAAGCGUUGGGUCCUGUUCCAGAGCAUCUUUACGUUACAGCAGAAUAGCCAUUUCAAAUUUCGAUUUAGUUGCUUUUAUCACGUCCUGCGUGCGUCCACCUCAAUUUAACAUUUGAAUCUUCUUUUUAUGACCACGCAGGACACAGAACAACUAUUCUCUUACACAAUCCAAAUUGUGACUAUUCAACGCCGGAAGCAUUACACUCUCUCUCAUACCUAAUCGAUGUUUCAAUGAAAGUAAUGGAAAAUAUAUGAAAUCGUAAUUCUAAGUUUGAAUUAUUUGAUUAAUUCUCAAGUUUAUAGAUUUCGUUAGCCACUAAGCUUUAAAUAAUGGAGACCAGAUCCACACACAGGCGAUCCGAUGGCUCCAAAGAAACACACUAUAAUUACCAAUUACCAAUUCCCAAUACAUGUAAUUCGUAAGGCUUAAGUAAAUGUUGAUGUGAAUUUAAUUAAACGGUAAUUACAUUACAUUAGUGAA
Drosophila elegans is the source of this 1802-nucleotide messenger RNA. It is a transcript of the gene Mlf, whose product is annotated as myeloid leukemia factor. Gene Ontology annotation, cellular component: nucleus; cytoplasm. Gene Ontology annotation, biological process: regulation of DNA-templated transcription. Bases 124 to 1257 code for a protein of 377 amino acids. The record is from RefSeq and is a predicted model, not a curated record. The transcript is spliced from 5 exons. NCBI's taxonomy places the organism in Eukaryota, Metazoa, Arthropoda, Insecta, Diptera, Drosophilidae.